Messenger RNA from Puccinia graminis f. sp. tritici CRL 75-36-700-3, 2637 nucleotides. RefSeq lists its product as uncharacterized. The record is from RefSeq and is a predicted model, not a curated record. NCBI's taxonomy places the organism in Eukaryota, Fungi, Basidiomycota, Pucciniomycetes, Pucciniales, Pucciniaceae. The transcript is spliced from 3 exons. The coding region runs from base 1 to 2637 and encodes 878 amino acids.
AUGGUUCAAGAAGCCAAAUCAGAACUUGAACGCUUUUUGAAGCUCCACGCCCAGCAUAAUAACGCAGAAAAGUUAUUCUAUCAUCUUGAGAAGGCUGCUGGAUGUUUGAUACCCCUUGAGGAGCUUACCAACCAGCUCGGAUUCACCCGCAAAGCCGAUGGACAAAAAAUCAAGGCACUAAUCCGGCGUGCUCACUUCGUCCGAUUCCCCGAGCGCCACGCUUCUGAAUUGACCGAAGCACAGAUGCUUGCCCAACUGGGGCUUUCCAGCACUUCCGCCGAACAGAUAGUUGACGCUUCGCCAGAGGUCGACUGGUCAACCGAAAUCGUCCAGCAAGGGUUUGACGCAGAAUAUCAGGGACACGAUCUUAUUGUUAUACCAACCCUAGAAACUCUACAUCAUUAUGCAGGCCAAUGGCGAGAAGAUGCAUACAAGGCACCCUACACUUCGAUUAUCAGCCCGACCAUGAGCGGUAAAACUCGAUUGCUCAAGGAGCUGGCUAAACACGUGUGUGUGGUGUAUAUCUGUCUCCGGAAAGAAGGCUCCACUGGCCAGCCCCCUCGUUCCGACCUUGCUAGACACUUUAUCCCAGAGAAAGGACAACUGAACAUGAUACAGCACUAUUCCCACCUAUUGAUUGCAAUUCUCAAGACGGUGUAUGAUUUUUUCAAACGACCCGACAUAAGUACUAAAAGCUUGGAAGAUCAAUUAUCUGAAUGGUUUGACUACAGUUUUCAAAUCAAAAGUACUUCGAAGGUUGAAUUUAAUACCAAGGUUGAAAACGAAUUGAAUAACUUGAAAAUGGCAAGCAGCUCAGAGUCGAAACUUACUUACGAUGACAUACAAAUAGGCGACCUACCGACGAGGCAAAAACUCGCUACUGCGGUAUCAGACGUGGAUGAAAUUAUGAAAUCCCAAGGACGCGGAAAUCUCAAAGUCCUCUUGGCAAUAGACGAAGCCAGCAACCUGAUCGAUCAUGUAAACAAACAACUCAAUAUUCCAUACUUUCGUGUGUUUCGUCGGGCUUUAUCGACAAUACCUUCCUUGAUGGGGUUCUUUAGCGUCUUCACCGAUACAACUUCCCGGGUUGCCAACUUUAAUCCUGCCCUAGACCGAGACUCCAGCACAAGGUUCCACGGUCGUGGUGUUGAUUUAUUUGCGCCGAUCUACAAAAUCUCAACACUUGAUGUGUUUGUCCCGAAAGACAAGCCCAGCUCGUGGAAUGAUUUGCUAUCGCCGGAACGGCUUUUUAGCUAUGGCUGCCCAUUUUAUGGGUUGUAUUUCAAGGGUGCAAACAAAAAAAACCCAAAAGGUGCCGUCCAAACCACGGCAAUGAUCGCUCAGGCAAAAUUACUGUUCAAGACUCAAUCGGCUUCCCCCGGAGUACUGUCUAGCCCGCAAUGUUUUGCCAUACUGGGCUCAAUCAUACAAACUCGGGUAUCUCUACAUGCGCCGAUAAACUCGGAACUCGUUGCUAGUCAUGCGGCGCAUUGUAUGUUUAUCGACUCAAAGAGAGAAAUGAUUGUCAGCGAUUAUCCCCCGCAGUUCGUCUAUGCAUCCGCAGCUAACAGAGUUCUUGCAUCCGAUGACAAGCGUUGGAUCGAGUGCAUCGAUGCUCUUGCUUCCGCGGUGCGAAAAGGACUCGUUGCCCUCGGAGAUGCCGGAGAAAUGGCGACGAGAUUGAUCUUGAUACGCGCUAUGCAGAAAACAGAGCCAAUUCCUCACAAGAACCUCGAUUCGAUCCCAAAUGGAUACUCAGUGCGAUUGAAAGAUUUCCUUCAAACCUUGAGCGGCAAAAACCCAGACAUCAUGAAUUUCGACUGUUCCGAUGAGGAAUACAGAAACAAACUCUUGGACCAUGGGCAGGUCUUUUUCAAUCACUUUACCCGGAUUUCAUACACACCCAGCGCCACUGACUUCUUGGAGCUUUUGUACCGAGGUGUUGCGGUCCAAUGCAAGGAUCGGCAACCUGGACUUGACGAGCUUUUCACCAUCUAUCUUGCACCCCCAUCCACAUCUCACUCUUCAAAGCUAGAUCUAAGCAAUAUCACAUUUUGUGGCAUUCAAACAAAAAAUCGGACAGGUUCAGUUCGCAUGGAUGAGAGUCACCACUGGUCCAAAAGCUUUGCCAAAAUUGAAGGCAUCAACAAUCCCUAUCUUAUUCUGUUAUUCAGUUUGAAAGCCACCUCUAGUCAAGUAACCUGGAAGCCUCCGGAACUGAAGGACGACACCCAAAGAGUUGCUUACCAGUUUCUUGGCCUGGGCGAAAUCGAUUGUCUUACGUCUGAAAUGCGCGCUGGGCUAGAGCGGCUGAUAACCGCAAUACCAGACGACUUACUGAAUCUUCACGAUAAUUGCAACGAGAAGACCAAAGAUUGGAUCAAACAAUUGACCCCAGUCUUCUAUCCAAGCGCUCCCGAGCCUGUACCUUCCCAAAAACCAUCUAAACCUCCCGCACCUGAACCUCCCCAGAAACCAGCUCAACUCCCAGCAGCAAAAAAGCAGUCAAACAGAACCCAACAGGUGAUCAAGCAAACCUGUGUACCUUCCCCAAAACCAUCUAAACGUCCUGCACCUGAACCUCCCCAGAAACCAUACAACCUCCGAGCGCCAAAGGGGCAGUCAAGCAGAACCUAA